Messenger RNA from Plectropomus leopardus (leopard coralgrouper), 1252 nucleotides. Lineage: Eukaryota; Metazoa; Chordata; Actinopteri; Perciformes; Serranidae. The record is from RefSeq and is a predicted model, not a curated record.
AUGGACACAAAGAGUAUAACAGGAUGGAACUGGUUGCAUUUGCAUGAAACGCUGAACGACAGUGUCGGGGGCUGGGCGUGGCUUCUGGGUGCUGGAGCUCACGGGCACUUCCUCACCUGCACCUCGUCAGUAAUCAACCCCAGCAUAAAGCCUGCUGCUCCACUCGACUCAUGGGCCAGAUUGUUACCUGCUACCCAUGUGUCUCUACCUGCAAGCUCCAGUGCCUCACGACCCAGCCUCUCGCCUCUGUGUAGCAGCACCCGUUUUCCCCCUCCACUCUGGACUCCACCAUCUUCCCGCCUCACCAGCCUCACCAGCCUCACCAGCCCUGCCGGCUCUCUUUAUCUGCUCGGCUUCUUGGACUCCCCUUCCACACAUUCCCCAAUCCUUCCCCAUCCAUGGUAUGGCACAAGCUCCAAGAAGAUCAGUUUUAUCAUCAAUCUACCAAAGAGAAACUCGGACAUCCAAAUGAGCAUGGCUGAAGAUGCUGUUGAUGACAUGUACUUUGGCUGCAGCAAAAGGAUGGCGCAAAAGGUCAAGGACAACUACUUCAAAGAGAGCAAAGGAAUAUUUGAAAAAGUCUGGAAAGCUUCAGAAAAAUGUGCAUACCGUAAUCUCCAACAUAAAAACAAAGGGGAUGAGGGUUUAACUAAGGAUCACAUGCAAGCAAUCUGUGCUUAUACAUCUGGUUAUCUAAGGUUUCAUGCAAUGUUCAAUGAUGCAGUUCAGACCAACAGAACAGACUAUGGCACCUCCUUUCCCUUUCACUCUCUACAGUUCUGGCUGACAUCUGCUAUAAAGAUCCUCAGUAAAAAUAAAGACUGUCACAUUACAUACCGCAGAACAAAUGCUGUUUAUGCUGGCGAUGUCAACCAAAUAAUUCGAUUUGGUUUCUUUGCCUCAAGCUCUUACAAAUCAGACCUAACCCGUUUUGGUAAGAAGACUUGCUUUAAAAUUAAAACCUGUUCAGGUGCUUCCCUGAAAAACUACCCAUAUCUUAAAGAUCAUGAGCAAGAGGUGAUCAUCCCUCCCUAUGAGAAGUUCAGGAUAACUAAAAAAAUAGAGAAUAAAUCUGCAAGAGAUCUGAGGGACUGUGAGGUUGUGUAUAACCUAGAAAAUGCAGGGCUUCAAAGCAAUCUCGACUGCCAUGCUGCAUACUAAACGACAGACCAGUCAUGAAGAAAGUGAAGCUGUUUUUCUUCAACUGGUGGAGCAAAGUGGAAACUAAGUUGAGAGUUUAGUGUUGUUAAGC